AUGCCACCUACUCCUUAUUGGGUGUCAUACCGAGGACCUCUGCUGGUUGUAAUUAGAAUCAAGGCGCGUGCCAUUUUAGCACAACACAACAGUUCAUUCCACUCUCACCUUUCUUCAAUUUAUCUCUUUCUUUAUAUUUUCUCACUUUUUGCCCUUCUUUCUUUCUUUCUUUCUUUCUUUCUUUCUUUCUUUCUUUCUUUCUUUCUUUUCACUCGCGCCAUUUUUGAAAAAUUCCUUUUCUUUUAUUUAUCACCUACCAUUUAUUCAGUCAUUUUUCAAUCCUCCAUUGGUUUUUUUUUUAAUUUCAACUCGUUCUCUUUUUUUCUUUUUUUCACAGCCUUUUAUUAUAUUCUUCUUUGUUUUCAUCAACAUUUUCAUUUUUUAAAAAUGGCUGCUAUUUUUUCUUUCUUUUUCUUUCUUUCUUUUUUCUUCUUUCUUUCUUCUUUCUUUCUUUUUAUUUGUUCUUUUUCUUUCUUUUUUCUUUCUUCUUUUUCUUUUUUCUUUCGUCUUUCUUUUCUCUUUAUUUCUUCUUUCUUUCCUCCUUCUUUUUCUUUCUUUUUAUUUAUUCUUUCAUUUGACUUUCUUUUUUUUCCUUCUUUCUUUUUUCUUUCUUUUCUUUCUUCUUUCUUUCUUUUUCGUCUCCUUCCUUUCGUCUUUCUUUUCUCUUUCUUUUUCUUUCUUUCUUCUUUCUUUUCUCUUUCUUUCUCCUUUCUUUUCUCUUUCUUUCUUUUCUCUUUCUUUCUUCUCUCUUUCUUUCUUUUUUCUUUCUCCUUUCUUUUUUCUCUCUUUCACACACUUUUCCUACUUCCCUUUCUGUGUUCGUUCUCCCUUACCUACACACAUGCACACUCUCUCUUACUCUUUCUCUCGCUAUCUGCCUUUCACGUUCCACUUAUGUACUACGUUUCACUUUCCUCGUAA
Messenger RNA from Acanthosepion pharaonis, 921 nucleotides. The record is from the annotation of a GenBank genome assembly. NCBI's taxonomy places the organism in Eukaryota, Metazoa, Mollusca, Cephalopoda, Sepiida, Sepiidae.